Molecule: messenger RNA, 2010 nt
Organism: Penicillium nucicola
Lineage: Eukaryota; Fungi; Ascomycota; Eurotiomycetes; Eurotiales; Aspergillaceae
Exons: 1
Coding region: 1-2010 (669 amino acids)
Biological process (GO): nucleolar large rRNA transcription by RNA polymerase I; transcription initiation at RNA polymerase I promoter
Cellular component (GO): RNA polymerase I upstream activating factor complex
Molecular function (GO): rDNA binding; RNA polymerase I general transcription initiation factor activity
Source: RefSeq, a predicted model, not a curated record
AUGAGCGACACUUCUUAUGAGCCCGACGACGCCGAGUCCGAGUCCGACUUUGAAUCGCGCGCUUCUGACAGACGCUCGCCAACACCCGAACAGACUAUAAAUGGAAUAAUACAAGACGAAUAUAACGAACCAGCUCUCGAUAAUGUCUCCGAUAAAAUCGAAUGGGGACUCGGCGAGGUGCUUGGGUCCCGCGUCCCGCUGUUGCGCGCUUCGCUCCAUCUCCUCGGACCUUACAACAAGCUCCUGGCCGAACUGAAGACCGGUCUCGACUAUGCUGCAACUAAGGAGGAUGACGAGGUAUUUGAAGUCAGUCAGCUUGGAUCUGUGAUCUGGACUUCUACGGAAAAAGAGGUCUUCUUCAACAGCCUUGAUCGAAAAGGCAAAGGCGGCAUCCGAGAGCUCGCGACUGCAAUUGGAACCAAGUCUGAGCUGGAAGUUUCGGAAUACAUCAGGAUUUUGCAUCAGAAGCUGGAAGCUCACAAUGCGUCUGAUCCACAGUCCAGAGCAGCCAUCCUGGGUGAAUUCCCAUCUGCUGCGCAGGUCAGCCAGGAGUCUAAUGCGCUACUUGAUGAGUAUGCGGAUCUGGCGGUCCUCAAAGAGUCCCUUACUGAAGCCUCGGCUGGAAGGGUGCAGCAUGGAGACAACUGGAUUAUCACCGAAUCUCGUGCUCAGGAUCUAGCCGAGGACGAGGGUGAGAACAACACAAUUCGAGGUGAUCUGCGUCUAGCAGCCGAUAUGUUCCACCUCCGUAAUUGGAUCCGGAUGUCUAGAAACCUACUUAUGAAUUAUGGUGGUUCAAAGAAAGAGGAUAAUUGGUUCCACCUUUCUGUAUCACCGACAAAUAUCACUGCCCAACACCAAAUGCCGUCAAUAACUGCAGGUAGUGCCAUUGACCUCUACGCCCUGACAGUCAGCGUCACACGCCGCUUGGUCCAGUCAUCGCUCUUUUUUGCAAUGUCCCGUUUGCGAACGAUGAGCCGUCGUGGUCGGGAUAGAGCCAGUGCAGUCCGAACACAGGAUGUUCGCGCUGCCAUCGAGGUGCUAAACAUGAAACACAAAUCACCCUGCUUUGUUGAAAUCGCUCGUCGGAAUCAAUUGGUCAUAGUAGACAAUCAUCAUCGCAAGGGCUUCAAAAUCAAAAGGUUCAGCUACGAGGAGGCGGAGAAAGCCCUAACAGACAAGGACUAUUUCCAGCCCCGGGAAGCAACAAAGAAUGGCGAGAACGGCGAAGAGGAAGAAGAAGAAGAAGAAGAAGAAGAAGAAGCAGAAGAAGGAGAAGAAGCAGAAGAAGGAGAAGAAGGAGAAGAAGAAGAACAAGACCAAGAAGCAGAUUAUGAUAGCGAGGAUAGAAACAGCGAAGACGCCAGCGGCGAAGACAACUACGAUGAGGAGGACGAUGACAUGGAAGAAGAUGACGAAGAAGAUCUCGAUCCAGAUCUCAUACCGACUGGAGAAACCGACGAACCCCCUCAUCCACCCUCAGCAACAACAUACCCCGACGAACACGAAUCAGCCCUGGACCCAGAAGAACAGCACGCAGAUAUGGUAGACGCAAACCACGACCGUCGCGACGAAGCCCACAUCCUGCAACUAAUAGAACAACCCAUUCCAGCGCAUCUCGCUGAGCCAAUCAAAGCAGAAGACGCCGAGGACGAAGCCUCCAAACAAGCCCCCGAGCGAUGCGCCAGAGAAGAACUCGUUGACUGGCGGGCUCGGACUCUCUACCGCAGUGAUUGGGAGGAAUAUGGAUAUGAUUAUCCUGAUCUGGAAGCAGAAGUGGAAAUGCCUCCGCGGAAACGGACCAGAUUCAACGAGUCCCUGUCUCCGUCUCCAUCCGAUGGAGACCUGGUUGGUUAUGGUAGUUCUUCCGGUGAUGAUGGAGAACUUUCUGCAGGUGAACCAGCCCUGCCGGCUGGUGAAGAGAGCUGGCUUGGCUACUAUCGUACGCAUUUUGGACAAUCACAGCCUCUUGAUCAGAAGUUUGAUCAGAAACCCGCCGGUGGCGACUGA